Messenger RNA from Jaculus jaculus (lesser Egyptian jerboa), 2660 nucleotides. It is a transcript of the gene Asb2, whose product is annotated as ankyrin repeat and SOCS box containing 2. NCBI's taxonomy places the organism in Eukaryota, Metazoa, Chordata, Mammalia, Rodentia, Dipodidae. Gene Ontology annotation, biological process: intracellular signal transduction; positive regulation of transcription by RNA polymerase II. The coding region runs from base 301 to 2211 and encodes 636 amino acids. Gene Ontology annotation, molecular function: transcription cis-regulatory region binding; protein binding. The record is from RefSeq and is a predicted model, not a curated record. The transcript has 10 exons. Gene Ontology annotation, cellular component: nucleus.
CAGGAAAUCUGAGAUUCACAACAUCUUAUAGCUUGGCUUGCCAUCCCUGGUCAUGUGGUGGGCCCGAAAUAAACUCCCUGCUUCAAAGGAGAGCGUUGCAGAACUGCCUGGCACGGCAGCCAGCUCAGGGCCAGCACAGGAGGCAAACCCAGGGAGCAUGUUCUGAAUUCAGACACUGGAGAAAAUCUUCUGUUACUCUGACCCGUGGCCCCUGCCGCAGAGCCACACAGGACUUUCUGAUCUGCCCUUUCCUCAUCCCUGCCACGUGUCUUUCCUGGAAGCCAGGGGGAGGUGGCCAAGAUGGCAACAGAGAUCAGCGCUCCGGGCAGACAGCGCCUCAUCGGAAACGAGGAGUACAGUCUGUACAGCAGCCUCAGCGAGGAGGAGCUGGUUCACAUGGCCAUCGAGCAGAGCUUGGCUGACAAGCCACGGGGCCCGACCCCUGCUGACGCUACUGCAUCCACUCGGGCCAAUGGCCAGCCUGCCCAUUUCUACCCAUGGACCAGGUCCUCUGCGCCUCCAGAGAGCCCGCCAGCCCACGCCCCCCCUCUGGGCCUGUUCCAAGGGGUCAUGCAGAAGUAUAGCAGCAGUUUGUUCAAGACCUCUCAGCUGACGACCACGGACCCUGUGCUGAAAGCCAUCAAGGAAGGCAACGAAGAAGCCUUGAAGGGCAUGAUCAAGGACGGGAAGAACCUGGCAGAGCCCAACAAGGAGGGCUGGCUGCCAUUGCACGAGGCUGCCUACUAUGGCCAGCUGGGCUGCCUGAAGGUCCUGCAGCGAGCCUAUCCAGGGGCCAUUGACCAGCGCACACUACAGGAAGAGACAGCGCUGUAUCUGGCUACCUGCAGGGAACAUUUGGACUGUCUGCUGUCUCUGCUCCAGGCCGGGGCAGAGCCUGACAUCUCCAACAAGAACAGAGAGACACCUCUCUACAAAGCCUGCGAGCGCAAGAACGCUGAGGCGGUGAGGAUCCUGGUGCAGCACCACGCGGACACCAACCACCGCUGUAACCGUGGCUGGACGGCGCUGCACGAGUCUGUCUCACGCAAUGACCUGGAGGUCAUGGAGAUCCUGGUGGGUGGUGGGGCCAAGGUGGAGGCCAAGAACGCCUAUGGAAUUACGCCCUUGUUCGUGGCAGCCCAAAGUGGGCAGAUGGAGGCCCUGAGGUUCCUGGCCAAGCACGGUGCCGACAUCAACACACAGGCCAGUGACAGUGCCUCUGCCCUCUACGAGGCCUGCAAGAACGAGCACGAGGAGGUGGUGGAGUUCCUGUUGUCGCAGGGCGCUGACGCCAACAAGGCCAACAAGGAUGGCCUGCUCCCGCUGCACGUGGCCUCCAAGAAGGGCAACUACAGGAUCGUGCAGAUGCUGCUGCCGGUGACGAGCCGCACGCGCGUGCGCCGCAGCGGCAUCAGCCCGCUGCACCUGGCGGCCGAGCGCAACCACGACGCCGUGCUGGAGGCGCUGCUGGCGGCGCGCUUCGACGUGAACGCGCCGCUGGCGCCCGAGCGCGCGCGCCUCUACGAGGACCGCCGCAGCUCGGCGCUCUACUUCGCCGUGGUCAACAACAACGUGUACGCCACCGAGCUGCUGCUGCUGGCCGGCGCCGACCCCAACCGCGACGUCAUCAGCCCCCUGCUCGUGGCCAUCCGCCACGGCUGCCUGCGCACCAUGCAGCUGCUGCUCGACCACGGCGCCGACAUCGACGCCUACGUCGCCACGCACCCCACCGCCUUCCCGGCCACCAUCAUGUUCGCCAUGAAGUGCCUGUCCCUGCUCAAGUUCCUCAUGGACCUCGGCUGCGACGGCGAGCCCUGCUUCUCGUGCCUGUACGGCAACGGCCCGCACCCGCCCGCGCCGCCGCGCUCCGGCCGCUUCCACGACGAGCCCGCCGACGGCAAGGCGCCGUGCGCGGUGCAGUUCUGUGAGUUCCUGUCUGCCCCAGAGGUGAGCCGCUGGGCAGGGCCCAUCAUCGAUGUCCUCCUGGACUACGUGGGCAACGUGCAGCUGUGUUCACGGCUGAAGGAGCACAUCGACAGCUAUGAGGACUGGGCAGUCAUCAAGGAGAAGGCAGAACCUCCUAGACCUCUGGCUCACCUCUGCCGGCUGCGGGUUCGGAAAGCCAUUGGGAAAUACCGGAUAAAACUCCUGGACACGUUGCCACUCCCAGGCAGGCUGAUCAGAUACCUGAAAUAUGAGAACGCUCAGUAAUGGCCUUGAGGAGGAGGAAGAGGAGGAGCGGCCUCAGACUAUUUGUAUGACGUCUCAGGAUGGUGAUGUCCACAUCCAAGGGCAUCUUGUGACAGAACGAGCCUGCGGGUGCCGGGUUUCAGCAACAGAGCUUUGCCCAGAGUAAGAGCUCAGUGAAUCCGGUAGAGCUGCUUAUUUCAAACUGUUGAAUGGAUUCCAGGUCAGCUCUACCCUUGGGCAGGCUAAAGACCUUGGUACUGGGGCCAGGGCAGAGCUUGAGUUGGCCUGGGAAAGGCAGUCCCGUGGGGACGCUGGCCCCUAUCUGGACUGCAUUGGGGAAACAAGGAUGACUUUGCUGUGUCACCCUUCCGCUGGACUUUGAACUUUCUCCUCAAAGUCGAGGCACACAUCCAGGAAGGAGACCCUUGAUCCAGAGGGCUUCCCUGGGCACAAUAAAUAUUGCACACAGA